Molecule: messenger RNA, 1266 nt
Organism: Marasmius oreades (fairy-ring Marasmius)
Lineage: Eukaryota; Fungi; Basidiomycota; Agaricomycetes; Agaricales; Marasmiaceae
Exons: 2
Coding region: 1-1266 (421 amino acids)
Biological process (GO): carbohydrate metabolic process
Source: RefSeq, a predicted model, not a curated record
AUGUACCUAUCAAUUGCAAAUUUCCUCGCUGCCAGCGCUAGCGUCUUCUUCGUGUUCGUGCUCGUGAACGCCCACACUCCCGAGCCCGAUACGAUAUUCCCCUUCAACCCCGGAUUCAACAUCCAAAAAGUAUCCUCCCAAGCCUCCAUUCUCCCCUCUCACUCAUGGGAAUACGGAACAGCAUCCGAAGCCCUCCUCGAACUAUACAACCGAUCGCUCUCCGUAUUCGGAUGUAACCCCUUCCCCCCGGGUCCGGGUCCGGAAUCCCUAGCCUCCGGAGGCGGCGUGCCUGGGUUGGAAUACGCAUCCCAAAAAAUCGUGAUUGGGGAUCCACCUAAUGGGUUGGCGGAUGGAGAUGGAGCGGUGGGGGAUCCUGCGAGUUUAGGUGUGAGUGCUGUGAUGUUGGGGUUGGAGUAUGCGGAUGCUGCGAGGAGGGAGGUGGAGUAUUUGGUGGAGGGAGCGCCGAGGUGGGAGAAUGGGGCGAUAUCGCAUCGUGUUGAGGCUCCUGAGCUUUGGGCGGACUUUGUGUACAUGGCACCACCGUUUAUCGCGUAUUACGGUGUUGUUCAUUCUGAUUUUGGGCUACUGCAAGAAGCGGUUAGACAGUGUGGGCUUUAUCGAGAGGUGCUUCGCGAUCGGAAGAGGAAUGUUUGGGAACAUAUUGUGGGACCUACGCAUCCAGAUCCUGGGUUAUGGUCAACAGGGAACGCUUGGGCUGCAGCUGGAAUGACACGGGUGCUUGCUACUGUUGUCAAAGCACCACACCAGGUUGUUUCGUCUGAGGAUUGGAGGGAAGAUACAGUUGGCCAGGUUAGUUCAUGGAUAAAAGAGAUUGUGGAUGGUGCGAUGGAGUCUCCGAUGGAUGGAGGGCUGUUACGGAAUUACCUGAACGACACGGACGAUGACGGACAUGGGUACGGAGAGAUAUCGGGCACUUCGUUAUUGGGAGCUGUCGUGUAUCGGAUGGCGGUUCUUCAACCUCGUGUGUUUGGUGGAAAAAGCAGUCGAUACAUCCGUUGGGCCGAUGGAAUUCGGAAGACGCUCGGGGGUCGGGAUGACGAGGGAAAACCACAUGUGACCGAAGCAGGGAUUGUGACACCGGCUGUGAACCCGUUGGAUUGGGGGGAUACGGUGCCGUUUACGUCUGGGAGUCCUGAAGGACAGAAUUUUGUGGUGCUGUUGUACGCUGCGUGGAGGGAUUGUGUGUGGAGUGGUCAAUGCACAGACUCGGAGGGUCACACUCAGGCUGAUACGGAUAGAUGUUAA